ACCUCUGCCUCCAAAUGGCAGUGGAUUCUCUAUGGCACUACCAGUUCCGGAUUAUCAUGCUGGGGGACUCCACUGUGGGCAAAUCCUCUCUUCUGAAACGCUACGCCGAGGGAGUCUUCCUCGAGUCCAUCAACCAAACCGUGGGGGUGGAUUUUUACGUUCACUUUGUGGAGAUUGAACCCGACCUACGAAUCAAGCUACAGUUUUGGGAUACAGCUGGGCAAGAGCGGUUCAGGUCAGUGACACGUUCCUAUUACCGCAAUUCAGCCGGAGGAGUGCUGAUGUUUGACCUCACCAACCGAGCAUCUUUUGAGAGCAUCAGGAACUGGCACCAGGAAGUGAUCGACACGGUGAAGCCUCACCACGUGGCCUUUGUGCUGGUCGGGCACAAGAGUGACCUGAAGGCAGAAAGGAAGGUUGGGCAAAAGGAAGCAGAGAAAUUGGCUGCUUCGCUAGAGGCAAAGUACAUUGAAACGUCAGCGAAGAGCAACAGUAACGUGCAGGAGGCUUUCCAGAUGUUAACCUUAGGAAUCUACGAGUCCCUGAAAAGAGGGAAAAUGAGACCCAGCGAACAAUGGGAUGGGGUGAAAAGCAAACUGCCGCCCAUAGCAGAGCCUGCGGUCCAGGCAGAGGAAAGUAAAAAGAAAUGCUCAUGUUAGCCAAAGGCAAAUUUAUCUAGGAAACUGUAGAAGCCCUGUUGCGUAAGAACAGUUGUGUAGUCUCACUCUAAAUUCACCUUGAGAGCAAUGAAAGUUGUGGAAGCC
Molecule: messenger RNA, 764 nt
Organism: Elgaria multicarinata webbii
Lineage: Eukaryota; Metazoa; Chordata; Lepidosauria; Squamata; Anguidae
Product: ras-related protein Rab-39B-like
Exons: 2
Coding region: 15-659 (214 amino acids)
Biological process (GO): vesicle-mediated transport
Molecular function (GO): GTPase activity; GTP binding
Source: RefSeq, a predicted model, not a curated record